This is a messenger RNA of Brachypodium distachyon (stiff brome), 3485 nucleotides long. RefSeq names its product potassium transporter 25. Gene Ontology annotation, molecular function: potassium ion transmembrane transporter activity. Lineage: Eukaryota; Viridiplantae; Streptophyta; Magnoliopsida; Poales; Poaceae. Gene Ontology annotation, biological process: potassium ion transmembrane transport. The transcript is spliced from 9 exons. The coding region runs from base 706 to 3063 and encodes 785 amino acids. Gene Ontology annotation, cellular component: membrane. The record is from RefSeq and is a predicted model, not a curated record.
GCAAUCCUCCCCCAAGCGACGAUCCGUCCCUUCUUCCCUUGGCUUAAUUUCCUGCCACCUUCCGCGACUACAAGAACCGAUCGGCUCCGCUUCACUUCACUCCACAUAAAAAAACAAGUAAUUUCUCGCCAAAACCAGUCGCAGGAGGAAGGAGCCCACCCGCCGCAGCACAUCUCCUUCUCUCCUCCUCUACAGACUGGAGAGAGAGAGGGACUAGCAUAGCAGUAGUAUUCCAUCGUCUUCUUGCUUUGCUUUGCUCGGCUGGGUCGCUCGAGUCUCUCCGCCAGAAACUUGGUUCACUUGUUUGUUUGUCUCUUCGCGUGGCGUUCUCUUCUCGGAGGAAAAAUAGCUAGAGUAGUACUCUGCUUGGUGCUACUAGUAGUACAGCGAGCUGAAGAAGUGGGCGAGCGGAGUAGGGAAGGGAAGAGAAAGAGGAGCAGCGGGGGGAGUGUGAGUUGGAGGAAGAAGCUCCUAGAAGUCGGGUGGAGUGUGGAGGAGCGCGCGAGCCUGUCUGUCUUCUCCUGGCUGUGGCUGUCUCUCCCCGCAAGCGUCCAAGCCGAUAAAUCUUCGCGUUUGCGCCGCGAGGAUACGAUUUUGCCGGAGCCGGGGCGUCUCUCUUGCAGCGAUUCGGACGGACGGCGUCUGCUCCUGCUCCCACCAUGGUUGUCGCGGGCGCGGCGGCGCAUUGAGGCGGCGAGCGGCGGCAUGGAUCUGGAGGUCGCGCACGGCGCGGGGUCGCCACGGGGGAAGCAGAAGGAGAAGCGUGGAGGGGAGUCAUGGGGCGCGGUGCUGCUGCUGGCGUACCAGAGCCUCGGGGUGGUGUACGGCGACGUGGCCACGUCGCCGCUGUACGUGUACAAGAGCGCCUUCGCGGGCGACGACAUCCGGCACUCGGCGGGCAACGAGGAGAUCUACGGCGUGCUCUCCUUCGUCUUCUGGACGCUCACCCUCAUCUCCCUCCUCAAGUACGUCCUCAUCGUGCUCCGCGCCGACGACGGCGGGGAAGGCGGCACCUUCGCGCUCUACUCCCUCAUCUGCCGCCACGUCCGCGCCGGACUCCUGCCGGGCGGCGGCACCAGGGAGGACCUCAUGGCGGAACAGGACAAGGCGGCGGCCGCCGUCGGCCGCCGCGUGUCGAGGGCGAGGACGCUGCUGGAGAGGUACAGGGUGCUGCAGAGGCUGCUGCUGCUCUUCGCGCUGCUCGGGACGUGUAUGGUCAUUGGCGAUGGCGUGCUCACCCCUGCCGUCUCAGUGUUCUCUGCGGUCUCCGGGCUCGAGCUGUCAAUGGAGAAGGAGCAUCACAAAUAUGUUGAACUUCCCGUGACGUGUGCUAUACUUAUAUGCUUGUUUGCUCUGCAACACUACGGUACACACAGAGUUGGGUUUCUCUUUGCGCCAAUUGUCUGCAUUUGGCUUCUCUGCAUAAGCACGAUUGGGCUCUACAAUAUCAUCCGUUGGAACCAUCAUGUGUAUCGAGCCCUUUCGCCGUACUACAUGUAUCAGUUUCUCAAGAAGACUCAAACAGGUGGAUGGAUGUCACUGGGGGGGAUCCUUCUCUGUGUAACAGGCUCAGAAGCUAUGUACGCAGAUCUUGGACAUUUCUCACAAGCUUCAAUUCAGAUUGCAUUCGUAUCAGUGGUUUAUCCAUCUCUAGUUCUGGCUUAUAUGGGACAGGCUGCUUAUAUAUCACAACACCACAGCUUCGAGAGUAGCUAUCAUAUUGGAUUCUAUGUGUCAGUUCCAGAAAAACUCAGAUGGCCUGUUCUAGUGAUUGCUAUACUAGCAGCCGUAGUCGGGAGCCAAGCAAUCAUUACUGGUACCUUUUCAAUCAUCAAGCAGUGUUCUGCGUUAAGUUGUUUCCCUGGUGUAAAGAUUGUGCACACAUCAUCUACGGUGCACGGUCAGAUAUACAUACCUGAAGUCAAUUGGAUCCUGAUGAUACUCUGCCUGGCUGUUACUAUUGGCUUCAACAACACAAAGCACCUGGCGAACGCACAAGGUCUCGCAGUCAUAACUGUGAUGCUGGUCACCACUUGUUUAAUGUCAUUGGUUAUUGUGCUUUGCUGGAACAAGAGUAUCUUCCUUGCCCUUGGUUUCCUGCUUUUCUUUGGAACGAUCGAAGUACUUUACUUCUCAGCUUCCCUUGUCAAGUUCCACGAAGGUGCUUGGGUCCCCAUUACACUUUCCUUCAUAUUUAUGAUAGUCAUGUCUGUGUGGCACUAUGGCACGAUAAAGAAGUACGAAUUCGAUGUCCAAAACAAGGUUUCAGUAAACUGGUUACUGAACCUCGGCCCUUCACUGGGAAUUGUCCGUGUUCGAGGCAUCGGGCUUAUACAUACUGAGCUAAUGUCUGGAAUUCCGGCGAUAUUCUCUCAUUUCGUAACAAAUCUGCCUGCAUUUCACCAGGUGCUGGUCUUUCUCUGCGUCAAAUCAGUUCCAGUGCCACAUGUUGAACCUGAAGAAAGAUUUCUGGUGGGCCGUAUUGGACCAAAAGAGUACAGGCUAUACAGAGUCAUCGUCAGAUACGGUUACCGUGACGUACAGCAGGACGACCUAGAGUUUGAGAAGGACCUCAUUCACAGCAUUGCGGAGUUCAUCCGCAGUGGGGGAUCCGACCAGAAUGGCCUCAUGGAAGGUUCUUCAGAGAAGACCUGCGAGAGGCUCUCUUCCAUCAGCAGCGGCGCGGUACCAUUGUGGGAGGAAGAGCAGAACGGCGAAGAAGCUGAUGGGACAGCAUCCCCUAACAAGGAGAUCAACCAGCAGACGGUGUCAUCAGCGCAGGCGCAGCCGAAGAAGAGAGCGAGGUUCGUGCUGCCGAAGAGCGCGCAGGUGGACGGCGAGGUGCGAAGCGAGCUGCAGGAGCUCAUGGACGCAAGGGAGGCCGGCAUGUCCUUCAUCCUGGGCCACUCCCACAUGAAGGCCAAGAGCGGGUCAAGCUUCGUGAAGCGGAUCGUGAUCAACUUCUUCUACGAGUUCCUGAGGAGGAAUAGCCGCGGCCCGUCCUACGCCGCCAACAUUCCCCACGCUUCCACGCUUGAGGUAGGGAUGGUGUACCAAGUCUGAGGAUAUAUACAUAACCAGGCAGCUGCUGUGUGAAAAUUGUAGAAAUCAGAUCAGAUGAGGUUCUUGUUGUUGCUUUCGCCAUCUGUAUAUAUAUUCCCCAUUCCCGGUCUUUUCACGGAAACUGCAUGCUAACCCGAGAAAUGGCGGUAGAUGAUGCUGGAGCACACGAACAGGCGACUGCAGAUCUUUGGAGAGCCCCUAGAGGAAGUGUGCAUUUUUGUCUGUCAGGACUUUGGUUGUUGAGUUGGUCCUUGUUUUCAGUUUUUUUUUACCCUUGAUCUGUUGCUUUACUAGUGGAACUCGCGAGUCUGUAAGUGUGACUAGAAAGAUAGAUUUUUUUUCUUUUCCUUUUUCUGAUGUUUAGAUAUACUUGCAAUUACCUUUUUGUCUGUCUGAAAUUGCAAUGCGUUGACGGCAUAGUA